This is a messenger RNA of Mugil cephalus (flathead mullet), 1804 nucleotides long. It is a transcript of the gene mcrip2, whose product is annotated as MAPK regulated corepressor interacting protein 2. Bases 945 to 1382 code for a protein of 145 amino acids. The transcript has 5 exons. Lineage: Eukaryota; Metazoa; Chordata; Actinopteri; Mugiliformes; Mugilidae. The record is from RefSeq and is a predicted model, not a curated record.
AACUCAUAACAUAUGGCACAAAAACAUACCAUUCAUGGACCAUUUUGAAAAAAGAACAACUACAGGUUAUAACACUAAUCCCAGACAAUGUGAAUACAAUGAAUUCAAAUAUUGUACUGUAUAAUGUUUAAAGAUGGGCUUAUUAUCAUCCUUUAAGUGGUGAUUGAUGAUUUUAAUUUAACCGUAUGUAAAGACACAGGAUGAGGACAUUGAAUAUAUAAAUACAAAUAUAUACACCUACAUUAUUUAAUCUAUUGUUUAUUUAACAUGGUUUGUUUUCCGGCAGUGCACCUGAAUUACAUGGUUAUACACCCUGCAAUGUCAGUAAAAGAAAAAUCAAAAUAACAUUUUUAUUUUGAAAGGCGUAGCCGGAAGCUAUGUCCUUCAUUCCGGCCGACUUCACGUUGGCCCAGCAUGGUAGCUUUCCGUCCCGUUGAAACCAAAGUGUGCAGUGUCCUUGUAUCCAGUCUAAUAGCGGUGGUGUCGCGGUCUGUCUCGGAGCAUCAGCGGGGUGCAGAGGUCAGAGUGUCCGGUGUGGACUGUCACUAUCCUCGGACGUCAGGAAGUGGCUCCCCCCGCCUCCUUCUCCUCCUCCUCCUCUGAAGGAUCUCCCGGCAUGUGGAAGCGCGUUCUCCUUGAGUGACCUACACACGGCCGACUCUCUUUUUCAGCAGCGGACGUCGGCUUCAUCGCGUCCGAGCACCUGCCUACUGGGAGCCGCAGACAGACAGCCGGGGCCUGGGCUGAACCGACAGCGGGCAACAAGUCAAGGCGAGCGUCUACGCAGGCUUCCAGGCCGAGCCAGGAGCAGGUGACCCACGCACACGGCUUACUCAACUCACUUCACCGGUUGCGUUGACGCUCUGCGUUUGGAGCCGAGCGCUGAAGACGCGCAGACGCCGUAGCAGACAUUAGCGGACUUGUUGAGGGUUACUGGCGUUCACAUGAUGUACACAAUCACCAGAGGUCCCAGCAAACUGGUUACACAACGGAGGACAGGUCCGACGCAGCAGGUCGAGAACAAGUUCAGCGACUUGAAACUCAAGCCGACGUCUUGGCUCGCGUCAAACUCUCCGCCCCCAAAGAUCGUGUUCAACCGUCCCAACGGGAAGCGCUACCACAGUGCAGCCACGCAGAAGGCCGAGAGCCCAGCAGAGGGGUUCACGCCUGCGCACGAGGAGAACGUCAGAUUCGUGUACGAAGUAUGGCAGGAGGUGGAGCAGAAGCUGGAGCGGGGAGACGGUGUGGAGUCAGCUGACAGCAAAGGGCCCGUUCAGUACGCAGAGAAGACCCCCAGUGCUGCAAUGAAGAACUUCGUGCCCAUAGACCUGGAGGAGUGGUGGGCUCAGCGCUUCCUCGCCAACAUCGCCAACCUGUCAUGACUUGGUGAGGCUUUGAGCCAGGACAGGAAGCACAGUGCUCCAUCGUGAACCAUCGCCAGGGUGGAAAGGAGGCGAGCCCGUCUCCGGGAUCUGCAGUGUGGUCGGGUAAUCCGGAAUCCGAUUUGAUGGCCCCCGUGCUUCACGCUGCUGUAGAAAAAAUCUGGGUGCUCAACACAACGCCGCCCACAGUGCAAAAAAGGGAGACCCGACCGUGAACUCUGACUGCACUGACUGUACGCUGUGCUGCUGUAAAGGACUGGUCUCUGUCUACGUGAAUGACGUGUCAGACGGAAGCUGUGAGGUUUUUCUUCUUAAAGAACCUGGCUCCUUUCUCAAGUGUGCUCAGCUCUAUGUGCGUCUUGGCUGAUCUUUGGAUAUAAAGCUACAGAAGAGCAAAAAAAAAGUAAAAUGUUUUUCAAAAA